Messenger RNA from Colletotrichum acutatum, 2121 nucleotides. Its product is annotated as fungal-specific transcription factor domain-containing protein. The transcript has 4 exons. The record is from RefSeq and is a predicted model, not a curated record. NCBI's taxonomy places the organism in Eukaryota, Fungi, Ascomycota, Sordariomycetes, Glomerellales, Glomerellaceae. Gene Ontology annotation, biological process: regulation of DNA-templated transcription; DNA-templated transcription. Gene Ontology annotation, molecular function: DNA-binding transcription factor activity, RNA polymerase II-specific; zinc ion binding; DNA binding. Bases 1 to 2121 code for a protein of 706 amino acids.
AUGUCUCCCGACAGUGACCAGCCAGGUACCGGUCGGCGCCUCAUUGCCUGCGUGGCAUGCCAAAAGCGGAAAGUCAAGUGCAGCCGGGUGUUUCCUUGUGCAAACUGCAUCAGGUCAUCCAGUCAAUGCAUCCCUGGGACACCGGCUCCUCCGCGAGGCAGGAAGCCUUACAACCAGGCCCUCAAAGCACGCCUAGCACGAUGUGAGCAACUUUUAAGUGGUCAAGCUUCAGCUGCAGCCGCAAAGGCUUCCCCGAAUGCUGUCACCACGCCAAAGACAUCGCAGUCUCAAAGUCCGGCAGACCCUUCCCCGGUCUCUAAAUGGACCCCGGAAGGGAAGUUGGUAGAAGAUUCAAAUGGCAAGCUUGCUUUUAUGGAUAACUACCUCCUAGGGCUGGUCAACGAGGAACUUCGAGCUAUGGAUGAGCUCAUCAACCUGGAUGAGAACGAACGCAGUAGUCCACUUGAUAGCAGGCCUUCUGACCCAAACACAGAUCUCCUCCUUGAAGAUGACGCCUCUAAUUCCUCAGUCCUCGACGCUUGGCCAGGCGCCGCACUUGUCUUCAAGCUGUGGCAGAUAUUCCUUGACAGAGUUAAUCCCUUCACAAAGGUGAUUCAUGUUCACAGCUUUCAACCUCACGUCGUGGAAGCUACGAAUGGCACGCAAGGCCUGCCUGAAAAUAUCAUGGCACUCCUGCUGUCCAUCUUUCUAAUGGCAGUAGUUGCCAUGUCUGAGGAGGAAUGCUUAACGACGUUGAAGAAGACUAAGGAAGCUGCCGUAGCGUCGUUUUCCUCCGGCAUCCGCCAAAUAAUGAGACAGCUCAACUUCAUGCGGACUAACGAUAUAGUUAUUCUCCAGUCGCUCUGCCUGUACUUGUAUUCCUUGCAAGACCGAUAUGACCGCCACAGCUCGUGGGUCUUCAGUGGCACCGUUAUACGAAUCGCUCAAAAGAUGGGGCUCCACCGAGACGGCGAUGUGCUUGGCCUAAAGCCCUUUGAAUCAGAGAUGAGGCGCAGGGUUUGGUGGCAGCUGGUAUCACUCGACGCAAAGUUCGCUUUGUUCUCCGGCUUUGGUCACUCACUGCUUCCCCGGGACUGGGAUGCCAGGGAGCCGAGCAACUUGAACGAUGCGGACAUUUUUCCGGCCGCUACGCAACCAACGCCGGACCGUGAUGGACCCUCGGAGAUGAUUCUGUGUUUGGUCCGACACAAAAUCACCAAGUUUCUAGUCGAUACGCCCGGCCUCGAGCCGGUGAAGAUGAUGGGCGAGCUGAACGAGUCCAGCGGUGCUCCUCCAGUGGCAGGCGGUACGAGAGAACAACAGAUGAGCUACUACCUCAGCCAUUUCGAGCUGUUAGAACACAGCCUUCAGCACAUCUUGGACAACCGAUGCAACCCCCACGCGGGGCCGGUCCAUGUCAUGGCUCAAGGGCUCAUAUCAGCUCUUCUCGUACAGAAACGCCACUUGAUCAAGAGCAUUAGCGAUGGACCUAGACCUGACGCCGUGUUUCAGAGUGGAGAGGACAAUGCUUUCAUGUGGGCUGUCUCAAUGCUUGAGCAUACGGCGUUCCUGUAUUCUUCCUCGGAGGACACGGGUUUUCUCUGGUUCGCUGAUUUCAACUUCCAAUACGACGUACUACUCUACGUUGUGGUGCUUUUGGGACAAAGACUCGAAGGACCAAUUGCACAACGUGCCUGGGAAAAGAUUGAAAUAUUCUUUCGGUUCCGGCCUGGGUUAUUCAACGUCUCCGAGAAAUCCUGCGCGACUCUGGCACAUUUCCUACUUCGAGCUUGGUCGAAGAGGUUGGAUCUACUCACCAGAUCGGGUUUCCCGGGAGAAUCCCCGGAAUGGAUCAGUAAGCUACGAGCCUGUGUUGAAAAUGUUGUCCAGGACGGCAACAAUCCUCUGGGCUCGCUGAAUCCUCAAGAAACAACUCCAGUCAACACGCAGGUGUGGGCACAGGCGUUAGAGGCUGAAGGAGUGCCGCCUUUUUCAUACAUCGGCGUUGGUCGGGGUCAUUUUCCGAAUCUUGAAACUUCCGCAUGGUCUUUCUUGGAGACCAUGAAUGGAAGGGAGAGCGAAGACCAGCCGGGAGAUUCGGUAUUCCCAGUUGCUCUAUGA